CUGUGAGAAACAAAACACAUAUUAGCUAGUGAUUUGUUCCUCCUGACUGUUGUCUUCAUGUCUGCACUCCAGAUACCUAUCCUCAAAUCAAGAACAGAGAAGACUUGCUACAGUUACGUUAAUAAUGUUCUAAACACAUGAAGAUCCCUACAGACUUAGAAUCAGGGAAUGUGCAGCCCGUUCUACCUUAGGAGAGGUAGAGUGAGGGCUUUUCUUCUUGCGAUGAACCCAUCUAAUAUGUUCUAGAAACACAGAAGAUGUACAAUCAAUGCUGCUGUUUUUUUCCACUACACAAAUCUAUGAGCCUUCAAUCAUGAUGGAAAGCAGCUCUUUACCCGGCUUUGUGUUUUCUCUGUUUGUUGUGGGGAUGGGGGUUCUGUCUUGACGCCUAUCUUGUCAGUAAUGCCUCGUGUGCACGCAGAAGUGGGGAGUGGGCUUCUCUGCGUUGCUAAGUUGCCUGUUCUCUCCCAGGUCCCAUCAGCAGUAUCCUGGUGAAUAAGUACGGCAGUCGUCCGGUCAUGAUGGCUGGUGGCUGCUUGUCUGGCUGUGGCUUGAUCGCAGCUUCUUUCUGUAACACCGUUCAGGAGCUUUACGUGUGUAUUGGAGUUAUUGGAGGUCUUGGAUUUGCUUUCAACCUGAAUCCAGCUCUGACCAUGAUUGGCACGUAUUUCUAUAAGAAGCGACCCUUGGCCAAUGGACUGACCAUGGCUGGCAGCCCUGUGCUCCUCGCAGUCCUGGCCUCCCUCAAUCAGACUCUCUUUGAUAGCUUUGGUUGUAAAGGAAGCUUCCUGAUUCUUGGGGGCCUCCUACUAAACUGCUGUGUGGCUGGAGCCCUGAUGCGACCCAUAGGGCCCAAGCCAACACAGGCACAGACAGUUGAGUGUAAAGAAUCCCUUCCAGAAGCUGGAAAAUCUAAUGCAAACAAGGUUGCAGGUGAUGCCAACGGAAAAUGUAAUGGUGGGAACGAUAAAGAGGAGAAAAGAUCCGUCUUCCCAGUAGUUAACCAAUUCCUGAACCUGUCCCUCUUCACCCACAGAGGCUUCAUUCUGUACCUCUCUGGAAACGUGAUGAUGGUCUUUGGACUGGCUGCCCCGUUAGUCUUUCUUAGUAGUUACGCGAAGAGUCAACACUAUGCUAGUGAGAAGCCUGCCUUCCUUCUCUCCAUUUUGUCUUUGGUCGAUAUCAUAGCCAGACCUUCCAUGGGACUGAUAGCCAACACCAAGUGGAUAAGACCGCGAAUCCAGUAUUUCUUUGCUGCUGCGAUUUUUGCAAAUGGAGUGUGUCAUAUGGUACUGCCUUUUUCUACCAGCUACGUUGGGUUCUGUGUCUAUGCGGGAUGCUUAGGAUUUGCCUUUGGGUGGCUCAGCUCUGUCUUGUUUGAAACACUGAUGGACCUCGUUGGACCGCAGAAGUUCUCCAGCGCCAUGGGAUUGGUGACCAUUGUGGAAUGCUGUCCUGUCCUCCUGGGGCCACCACUGUUAGGUCGUCUCAAUGACAUAUACGGAGACUACAAAUAUACCUACUGGUCAUGUGGUGUGAUCCUGAUGAUUGCCAGUGUCUUUCUCUUCAUUGGGAUGGGCAUCAAUUAUCGACUUGUGGCCAAAGAAGAGAAAGCAGAGGAGAAUCAGAAAAAGCAAGAUCCAGAGGGGGAGGCCAAAGGAGUUCCUACAGAAUAACAUAGAGUAGAGAGGCCCUGGGGAGAAGCGUCCCGGCUGAAACCACGGAUAGUCAGAGGAGCUUCUGGCCAAAGAUACGGGAAAACAUUCUACUGAACCAUGUGCACCCAGCGAUGCUUAACGUGGACAGCGGACACCUUUGUGGAAACAGCCAGGUGUUUAUUGAGGAAACUCUAUUUCAUCCUUUGUAUCAGUCCAAAAUAAACAUCACAUCCUCUGAGGACUGGGGAUUUGCAGACGAUGGGGAAAGGAAAUUGCUUUUAUUUGAAGUCAGAUGGAUUAAGGGAUACUUUACAUAUGGCUGAACACCUCAUCAUUUCUAGGGGUGUGGGGAAUUGAACCCAGGGCCUUGCAUAUGGUAGACAAGCACAUAUCCAGCCUUACCGUUCCAUUUUUUUAAGGAUGCAGUUUGAUGAGUUUUGACAAAAAUGUUUAGUCAAAUAAGUACGACCCCAGUUUAGAACAUUUCAAAGACCCCCCAAUACUUGGCUCCUUUCUUCUGGAAAUGCUGCUAGAGAAAGAGCAUUGACCUGGGUAACUGGUCAAGCCUGCCCCUCACCCCUAAUCCCUGUCAGCCAUUAACCUGAUUUCUGUCCCUUGAGUUUUACCUUUUCCCAAAUGGAAUUAACGGAAUCAUAUGGUAGGUAGUUGUGGCAUAACAGGAAAUAAAUGUUUGGCCUUCAUCUGCAGUUGCGGGCACACAGCUCCUAAAACCAUUGGAAUCCCUGGAGUGGUAAGAGUGCCUUUUGCAUCUAGGGACAGGAUUUGUGGCGGGGACCUGUGGAAACCUUCAGGAUGGAGGCGGAUCCCCAGAAAGACCAAGGAGUGAUGAGAGGGUCAGAUUUUCAACUCCUUCAUAAAAAUCCCUGAACAACAGUCCUAGCUUGGGGAACACACUGAGGGGCCAAGAAGGUGUGCCUGGGGAGGUCCCACAUACCUGUCCAGUGCAUCUCUUCUGGCUGUUCCUGAGUCAUAUGCUUUAUAACAAACAGUAUGCAAAAGUAAAGGGUUUCCUUGAAUUCUGUGAGCUGUUUCAGAAAAUUAUCACGCUUGAAGAGAGGGUCAUGGAAACCCCUAGUAUAUUACCAGCCCAUCGACUACAGGGUCAGCCUGAGGCUUGUAAAUGGUCUGAAGUGAGGGAGUAUCAUGGGACUGAGCCUUCAAAUCUGUGGAGUCUGACACUAACUCCUCUCAUUAGUAGAUGGUAGUGCCCCACUGUGUAUAUAUGCCACAUUUUUUUUGUCCAUUCAUCCACUGAAGGACAUCUAGGUUGGCUCCACAGUUUAGCUAUUGUGAAUUGUGCUGCUAUGAA
Molecule: messenger RNA, 2988 nt
Organism: Ictidomys tridecemlineatus (thirteen-lined ground squirrel)
Lineage: Eukaryota; Metazoa; Chordata; Mammalia; Rodentia; Sciuridae
Source: RefSeq, a predicted model, not a curated record